Molecule: messenger RNA, 1993 nt
Organism: Musa acuminata subsp. malaccensis (wild Malaysian banana)
Lineage: Eukaryota; Viridiplantae; Streptophyta; Magnoliopsida; Zingiberales; Musaceae
Biological process (GO): 'de novo' IMP biosynthetic process
Cellular component (GO): cytosol
Molecular function (GO): IMP cyclohydrolase activity; phosphoribosylaminoimidazolecarboxamide formyltransferase activity
Source: RefSeq, a predicted model, not a curated record
UCUCAUGCGUCCCAGCGGCGGAAAUAAAUUAAGGGAAAGGAUGCCUCUCUCUCUCUCCGCCGCUCCCGCCGCCGCCAACGGAGCCGCUCGCCGCCUUGUCUAUUCUACCCGUCGGUGCCUUCAACGCGUCCGACAAGAUCGAAUAUUCCUCUCUGUCGUUCGGUGUCGAUAUUCUACUGUGACUCGCAGUUCGAUCAGAGGCAUGGCUGAUGUGGAAACCCAGAAGGCCCCCUCUCCUGCUUUAUCUACUGGGCACAAGCAAGCAUUAAUAUCAUUGUCAGAUAAGCGAGAGUUAGCUUUUCUUGGAAAUGAACUCCAAUGCUUAGGGUAUUCUAUUGUUUCAACUGGAGGCACAGCAUCCUCGUUAGAAGAAUCUGGUGUCUCUGUCACCAAGGUUGAAGAUAUUACCCAUUUCCCAGAAAUGCUAGAUGGUCGGGUGAAAACUUUACAUCCUAGCAUACAUGGUGGCAUUCUUGCUCGAAGAGAUCACCAUCAUCACAUGGAAGCCUUAAAUAGGCAUGGUAUUGGUACAUUUGAUGUGGUGGUGGUGAACUUGUAUCCAUUCUAUGAAAAAGUUACUUCUUCUAAUAAAAUUGCUUUUGAGGAUGGAAUUGAGAAUAUUGACAUUGGUGGCCCUACCUUGAUACGAGCUGCAGCUAAGAAUCACAAGGAUGUUUUGGUUGUUGUCGAUCAUGAAGACUAUCCAGCUGUCUUGGAAUUUCUGCGCAGAGAACAAGAUGAUCAGGAGUUCCGCAGGAAACUGGCCUGGAAGGCUUUUCAGCAUGUUGCUACUUAUGAUUCAGCUGUCUCAGAGUGGUUGUGGAAGCAAACUGAGAAUGGAGAAAAGCUUCCACCCAGCUUUACGGUACCACUCUCACUCAAAAGUACACUUCGAUAUGGUGAAAAUCCUCACCAGAAGGCUGCAUUUUAUGGGGACAAGAGUAUAUCCGUGGUCAAUUCGGGUGGUAUUGCCACUGCCAUACAACAUCAUGGGAAGGAGAUGUCUUACAACAAUUAUUUGGAUGCUGAUGCAGCAUGGAAUUGUGUAUCAGAGUUCAAGAGCCCUACUUGUGUGAUUGUGAAGCACACAAAUCCAUGUGGUGUAGCAUCACGACAAGAUAUUCUUGAAGCAUACAGGUUAGCUGUAAAAGCUGAUCCUGUCAGUGCAUUUGGUGGCAUUGUUGCUUUCAACACAACAGUUGACGAGGAUCUUGCGAAGGAGAUUCGAGAAUUUAGGAGUCCAACAGAUGGUGCGACUCGAAUGUUUUAUGAGAUAGUGGUUGCACCUAAAUACACAGAGAAAGGCCUCGAGAUUCUUCGUGGGAAGUCCAAAACCUUGAGGAUUCUUGAAGCAAAAAAGAGUGAGAAAGGAAUGCUCUCACUGAGACAGGUUGGUGGGGGCUGGUUAGCUCAGGACUCGGAUGGCUUAACCCCAGUAGAUGUCAAAUUCAAUGUGAUGUCGAAAAGGGUUCCACAAGAGGCCGAGCUCCACGAUGCAGAGUUUGCAUGGCUUUGUGUCAAGCAUGUCAAGAGUAAUGCCAUUGUAAUAGCUAAGAAUAACUGUAUGCUGGGAAUGGGGAGUGGUCAACCAAAUAGGCUGGAGAGCUUAAGAAUUGCUUUUAGGAAAGCAGGAGAAGAAGCAAAAGGAGCUGCAUUGGCUAGCGAUGCAUUCUUCCCAUUUGCUUGGAAGGAUGCGGUUGAAGAGGCAUGCGAGAAAGGCAUCGGAGUGAUCGCAGAGCCUGGAGGUAGCAUCAGAGAUGGAGAUGCUGUGGAGUGCUGCAACAAGUAUGGAGUUUCUCUUCUCUUCACUAAUGUCAGGCACUUCAGGCACUGAAAGAGGAUGUAGGUAGCAUCACUGAAGGAAUCCAAGGUUUAUAUAAAUUAUUUAGAAUAAAAUGGGGAAACUAUAUAAUUCUAACGAGUCGAGACCAAAAUUCUUAAACCAAAAAACACUGCUUAUUGAUUUUUGUCUCUAUCGGGACAUUGCGCUCUC